AUGGGUCUAGCAUCGUGUAAGCCCGAACGCGACGCGGAGCGCCAGAACCGUCAGAUUGAGUCUCAAAUCCGGAUGGAAAACCAGGCCAACAAACGGAAAGUAAAAAUGCUUCUUCUCGGAAUUUCUGACUCUGGAAAGAGUACCAUAGUCAAACAAAUGAGGUUUUUCAAGAACUCGCGUCUAGUAGACAAACAGAACACGUAUUGUAGAGUCAAUUAUCUCGAUGGAUUCAACGAGACGGAGGUUGUCAAUGCUAUCUUUGUCAUUCGAAACAACAUCAUUGACGCGUUCAAAAAUAUUUCUAACAUCAUACUCCAUUCUGACAUCAAUGUCCAUCCAGAUGAGAAGGAAUGUUUUUAG
Messenger RNA from Caenorhabditis remanei, 360 nucleotides. RefSeq lists its product as uncharacterized. Gene Ontology annotation, molecular function: GTPase activity; guanyl nucleotide binding; G protein-coupled receptor binding. Lineage: Eukaryota; Metazoa; Nematoda; Chromadorea; Rhabditida; Rhabditidae. Gene Ontology annotation, biological process: phospholipase C-activating dopamine receptor signaling pathway; adenylate cyclase-modulating G protein-coupled receptor signaling pathway. The transcript has a single exon. Gene Ontology annotation, cellular component: heterotrimeric G-protein complex. Bases 1 to 360 code for a protein of 119 amino acids. The record is from RefSeq and is a predicted model, not a curated record.